Dentiscutata erythropus is the source of this 214-nucleotide messenger RNA. The record is from the annotation of a GenBank genome assembly. NCBI's taxonomy places the organism in Eukaryota, Fungi, Glomeromycota, Glomeromycetes, Diversisporales, Gigasporaceae.
UACUUACUUAUGUGCCAGUACUAGGCUUAUUCCACGCAGCUUACGGGUCCCUCGAAAUCAACUUCAACUUGUCAGCAAUGGGUCUUUAACGCUCUCUUCCUUUAACGGUACAUCGGUCCAAGCAAGUACAAAUUCUUUAUGGCACUGGUUCGUUAUUGCCUUUGCUGAUUCAACUUCUUUUCUUUUCGAAUCUCACGGUUCACCACCAAAAUGA